CACUUUAAUAGGCAGAAUGGGAAGGCUUUGCGGUGUUCCUGUCCACCCCAACAUAGCCGUCACUUUAGCAUAUCAUUUGGAAGCCAUCCAGGCCACGCAAGCCAGGCGCAAGGACGAGAUCGUCAAUGCUGUCAACCCCCAGAGGCCAGGAGCGUCUCGCUGCAAUAAUGAAAAGGAUGUUCUUGCUCUAGCAGCUGCCAUUAAAGAUUUGGCUGUCUCCACACGAAAAAUGCGCACAGCUUUGUGGUGUGCUCUUCAAAUGACUCUCCCCAAAACUUCGCCCGGCGUUUCAGCGAAAGAGGAAGAAGUGGAAAGGGCGCUGCGAGAGCUUUGCCCCGUGAGCAGCCGCUUGCAAGGGAAGCCCGGCAUGGAGCAGGAAGACAAGGAAAACAAACAGGAGAACCACGAGGAACCUCGACGUGUCAUCCGAUGAGCGGGUCAAAAAACAAACCUUGUAGUCACGUGGAAAAUGUGCCAGGCGGUCGGUGCUACUCCACUGAUACGUGGCGUGUGUUUCCGCUGUCGUGGCUCAAGUCUAGAUAUAUGCAUCUGUGUUAAUAGCGUUGCAAUAUUCUUACUGUUGAUGGUGUUACGUUGUCAUGUUAAAUAGAAAGAAUCAACCGAUAAGCAAAGACAAAGCUAGAGUAGAUAAUUUUCCCGACUUCCAGGCCAAAACUGGGACUUGUUCUUCUGUCUGGGAAACCAGCGGGGGGCUAAGUGAAUUCUGGUAUUUUACUAAUCGAACAUGUCUUUUGUCGUGUUGGUUUGUUUGUUGUUGGGUUUGUAAAUUCAGAUAUUUGGAAUGCCAAAGGGGAUUGCUAAAUACUGGUUUGAGUGUCUUGAAUCAGCAACCGAUAAUGCCGUUUCUGUUACAGUAUUGUCCAGAACUGAACUUCUUGACGAUGAAGCCUUCAGCAGCGGACAUUGAAUGCGUUACUUUUGUGAAGCUGCGUUGCCAAUCAGAACUUUAUGCCCAGCAAACUUCGGUUUCCCAAAUCGGUCAGCUUCUGGCUAAAAUCAACAGGCUGGGUGGGCGAGAGGCGCGCAAAUACACUGCAGUGAAUGUUGCAUUAUGAAAAGCAGUAGCCAGAGAGAUUAGGUUGUCCCUUAAGAUUAGUAAUGACGCCAUAGUGACUUAAAACUAACUCGGUGUGCACUUAAUGGGGAAAAAAAGAUUAUUAAUUAUUUGCGUAUUUAUUUUAAUGGCUAAUAUAUUUUAAUUUAAUGUUUAAUGUACACUUUGAUCACGUGGCAGACCUAACGUUCACUCAGGAAGUCUGUGUGUUUUUAAUCUAUGAAAUAUACCCGUGGUUGUUUAUGGUGUUUGUAGAACAGUUACGUAAGACUAACUCUGUACUAAGUUACCAAAGUAGGCGGAUAUUUUUUUUUUUUUGCAUAAGGAAAUUCUAUGCGUUGAAUUGCUGUUUGGCUUCAUGGGGUGGGUCAGACAAUCAGAAAUAUGAACAUGUCAUGGUGAAUGUACAAACGGAGAACCAGAGUUUCUCAGGCGUUCUCUUGAUUUUGGUUGCUGUGUUAAGUGUUUUCCCCCUUCGCAACAAAGUUGGGGGCAGUUCCAUGCAAACAAAAGUGGGCACAUGCACACACAUAGCCGCUCUUCUGCCGCAGCAGAGAGGAGGGGGUUGCAUGUGUUGGAACUCCUGUACGUGCAAGGGAUCUCUGGAUUACGGAAUUUGCUCUUUGGGUACUUAAUCGCUUACAAGCAUUAAUAAUAGUCUUACAAAACUAGAGGGUACCUCAGCAAUAAUCAAGUAAUGUGUUCAUUGGUAUGUUAAAUGAAAAACUGGAAAAAAGUUUUUAACCUGGGUGCCAAGGGAAGAAACACUAAAAAGCCUUCAAAGAGCUUUAAGCUGAAGCUAAAUUGGAUACUAUUCCAGAAACAUAACGAAUUGGGUUCCCUGUGGCUUGUUCCCAACAGCAUUUACCAUUGAGCUGGUGAAGAAAGGGUUUAGAUUAAAAUUAGCGUGAACAGGACAAGAAAUGUGGUCUGUGUAGCAGGAAACGCAGAUACCUCGCCUUCUCCCUGAUUCUGUGAUUAGUUUAAAAAGAAAUCUCUGAAAGGCAAAGGUUCCAAAGGUUCCAUAUUCUUACUGGGAAAUAUAGAUUAUUUACAGCCUGAGAUUUAGUAGAGAUCAAUUCUUAAGGAAUUCUGCCAUGUGUGUUUCUUCUGCACUUCAUGUAAUAUGGUCAGGUGUGCUUUUGUGAGUUAAAAUUAGUUUACGGUAUGAGGAAUCGAUUGAAUUUAACUCUUGUAACUUUACUAUGUUAGAAAUGGUAAUUUUACUUGUCUCCUUUCUUGUUUACAAUACUAUUGUACUUCUCCAGAACUGUGUGAUAGUAGCAAACGCUUUAGGCGCACAGUUAUGACUUUAUGAGAAAACUGUUAUAAAUGUGGUGGUAAUUGGUUGGUCUAGGUAACGUGCCUUGAAGAGUCUUAAAAGCUAAGUAUAUCUGUGUGCGCUUUAUUUUUGUCGUAACUGAGCAAUAUAUUUAAAGGGACAAUAAUAAGCUGCUUUUGAUAGCUAAUUGUUUAUUAUAUGAAUGUUUCAUAACCAAUUUUCCGCACUGGGCUCCCUAGCUUUAGAGUAGACGGGAUGUCUCCCUAUCGUUUGAUUUCGAUUGCCUGCUAAAGCGUCAUUUCUCAUCUAAAUAUAUAUUCCUGCUGCAUCUUCUAGCUGUCGUCAGAUGCCCGCCGAAGGAUGAGAAUUUUAUGCAUGUUUCGUGAGAGUUAAUGAUCAGCAAAUGAGUUUUAAAAACCCAGCUGCUUUCUACUAGUAUGUCUGGGUAUGUGGGAUGUUGUUUUAUUUGCCUAUAAUUUUGACCAUGGCCUUCUGGCUGGCUGACACAUGACAUUCCUGGCCAUUAAGAUUUGGCUGGGACGUGAAACCCCUGGCUUAGUGUUUAACAGAUUCUCUAGAUGCUGGAUGCAGCUACUGGGCCAUUGGUUAUGGUGUUGUCUGACCCUGUGUGUUAUUUGCUCCUCGAGCAUUUUGCGGGGCUGAGUCUUUUGCAGUCUGAACAGAUAAAGUUGCAUGUCCUCGAAAAGCUCUGAAGUGUUUUUUUCCCUUUUUCAUUCGAGGCCUCAAACUGCAGCUUGCCUUCUGUAUAACCUGGGUGUUGCUUAAGGGUGGGAUUUAAUGACCUUGGAAUGAGACCAGUCGGAGUUCUGGAAGCGGAAAACGAGGAGUGGGGUCUCCAUGGUUCAAGCCAAUGGUCAGUUUCCCUCCUUGGACAAAGAAUGUAUAUCAGUCCAACUCUGGCGCUUCAGAUGUUCAUGGACUACAAUUCCUAUCAGCCCCUGCCUGCAGGGGCUGAUGGGAAUUGCAGUCCAUGAACAUCUGAAACGCCAGAGUUGGACACCCCUGUUGUAUAUUGUGUGCUGUGAUGCAGCAUCUGAUGGGUAGAUCUUGUGUUACCUGGAACUUGGCUGGUGUCCACUUGAGUUCCAGAUAUGUUAAAUUACAUAGAGCAGAUGUGGUUAGUUAGCUUUUUUUAAAAAAAAAUCACAAGUGCUUUGCUGGAUUGGUGAUAUAUUCUGUGUGUGUUUCUAAACUUGCAAUAGUUUAUUCUGUAGUUGUGCGUGGCAGCUACUGUGGUAAAGUGGAGUUCAGUAGCAGAGACGGAAGGCAGUUCCGUCGGAGCCUGAUGACCAUACAGUCCCGCGCUUGCUGAAUUCUGCUUUGAUUCCCAGGGAUUUUGUUUAUGUAGGAAGUGUUGGCUUGCAAAAGAUUUGCUCCGAGGCGGUGUAGAUUAUCCUUAAGGUUGGGUUCUGUAUGAUAUUUCUACAUGUGAUGAAUAGUGUCUUCUGAUUCUCCAAAAAGGCUAAUAAUUUAUAACACUAGAGCUUAUCGGGCGAGGGGCAGAAUUGAGCAGUAGGCAGGUGCAUAAGGACUUCCUUGUGUCUAGUAUGAUUUAUCUUGGGGGGGGGGUUUUUCUCAAAUUGGCACUGUGGGGCCUCACUAAGUUAUGGCAUGUUGUAGCCUUCAUAAAUAUUUUCUAAUACAAACAGGAGUGGGCAAAGCUGAUACUUUGAUUAGAAAACCCAGUUUGCUUUUUGAAUUAUUUUAUUGAUUUUCAUGUGCCAUGUGCUUCUUUGGUUAUAAACUGUUUCUUCUUCUUGAAUGGCUGGCACCAAGAAGUUCCAGAAGGAAACUUGCUGGGGGUUUGGUUGGGAUAGCAGAAUGCUGAGUAAAGCUACGAUAAAUCCUCAGCCAUCAGGCUUAAAAGGUUUUUUUUGCGAGUUUAGUGUUUUGGCUUUGGUUUGUUUUUAACCUUUACUUGGUUGGACUGAAGCCCAGCUGUUUAAAUGGUUGCCAGUGUGGUUUUGUGGGCUUUACUUACCAGCACGCUUGAUUGUUUUUCAUAGGCCUUUCUAUAAAAUUAUGAAAACAGAUAGUUGUGUUUGUGAAUGCUUUUGCAGCAGGCUUGUAUAGCAUCUUGACACGUGGGUUUUACAGGCUGUGAGUCUUUCUGGUAUAUUUUAAAAGAAAUAACGUGUGCGUGUUUAUUAACUAUUAGCAAUACAGUUUUGUGAUGCAAAAAGGUGUUCUAGGUGACUUAUCCAACUUGCAGACAGGCAAAGAGUUCCAGAGGAGCAUCAGUCAAAUAAACGACUAACUUGGCUGCGUUGCCAGGUAAGCUUCAAUAAUGAUUCUGCUUGCUGGCGAAAGGUGCAAGACUGCCAAGAAAGAUGGCGGAUCUGGGCCACGAAUCCACUGGAAGCUGUCUGCAUAGGAAGCAUCGAGACGGAGCUUUUUGGCAGUUUCCAGCGCAAGUAUGAGAAGACAAAGCUUGCUUUCUUAUUUUUAUUACCGAUAAAGGGACAGCUAAACAGUCUAUUUUAAUAUAACCUUUGUAGUACGAGUCCUGUGCAUCAUUAGCCAAUUUGGUUGAAUGGUAAACUUCUACAUUGCUAGAGACAAAAAAUGGAAACUCUUUCUUACCAGUCAGUUUUAUGUAGUGUCUUGAGCAGAAAUGUGUUUGUGUCGGGGGGGUCGCCUUGCUGCGUAAGAGACUUGAUCCUUAGUCAAUUUAGGUGCUUACUCCUUGUAUCUGGAAACAACUGUGGAUCCGAAAGCUGCAAAAAUCUCACUUCUACCUCUCCUGGAACUUUCUAAAUGAUGAUCAAGUUCACUCUGCAGUGGCCAACCAAGGCUGGUGUGUAAAGCUGGGGUUGGGGGGGGGGGGGGCGUACCUUCGUUAAGUGUAUUGAGUGAACCACUAUGCCUUGUAGAGCCAAGGCAGACCGUCAUUGGCAUGGAAUCAUUCGACAUAACACUAUGUGCACUUGCAGACUACGUUAGGAAAACCGUAGAACAGUCAACAGGUGCAAAACAUUUGUUUGUGAAUCUGUAGAAAUCAUGGUCAGUAAAACGUUCUGGCGCUUUUAUAUGGGUUUUCCCCCCCUUACCUAAAUUGAUAAUGUGCCUGAUUGUUACCACUAGUAUUUCCGUUCUGUUAGACUGUUUCUCACAGUACUUUUUUCCCUUCUGGAAUUGUCACUGAGAAAUGCCUGUUACGUGUGCUGGCAAACAAUAAAGUAUUUAAUAUUUAAA
Molecule: messenger RNA, 5573 nt
Organism: Sphaerodactylus townsendi
Lineage: Eukaryota; Metazoa; Chordata; Lepidosauria; Squamata; Sphaerodactylidae
Product: meiosis-specific coiled-coil domain-containing protein MEIOC-like
Exons: 2
Coding region: 17-433 (138 amino acids)
Biological process (GO): mRNA stabilization; female meiosis I; meiotic cell cycle
Cellular component (GO): nucleus; cytoplasm
Source: RefSeq, a predicted model, not a curated record